Molecule: messenger RNA, 978 nt
Organism: Impatiens glandulifera
Lineage: Eukaryota; Viridiplantae; Streptophyta; Magnoliopsida; Ericales; Balsaminaceae
Product: actin cytoskeleton-regulatory complex protein PAN1-like
Exons: 2
Coding region: 1-978 (325 amino acids)
Source: RefSeq, a predicted model, not a curated record
AUGGAUACAAGGAAUAAGAAGAAACGAAGCGCAGUUAAGAACGUGAUCAAACGGGCAGAACAAAGAGCAGCUGUACCAGUCGUACUGAAUGCACAACCGCUCGAUGAAGAAGAAGAUGCUGAGGAACUUAACCAACGGAAGAGAAGGACAACCGAAGGCUCAACCGCAACUCCAAGCGUCAGACAAAUUAUCGCUCUGCCACCGCCUCCACCAAAACCGGUCUGUACCAAUUUUGGGUUCAAGAAAAAGGGUACCGGUCACUCAAGUGUAUGGGCCGGAAUGAUGAUUGAUGCUGAAAGACGUGAGAGGGAGUGGAAGAAGAAUGCAAGUCUUGAAAAGCGCAACGAAAAACUUGAAGCUGACCUCAAGGCGGUCACCGAGCAGGUAAAUGAAUUGAUGAAGGCCAAGCUGGCUGCCGAUACAGCGGUUGAGGAGGCAAACGCUCGAGCAGCUAAGGAUAUUCAGGAUGCGCUGGACGAAGAAACGAGGAAAGCGAAGGAGGCACCGCGAUUGUCUGAAGCGGAUUUGGACGAACGCGCACGAAAUAUAGCGGCCAGAAAUCCGGAACUCGCAAAAAUCAUGGCGGCAAAACAAGUCAAAGAGGCCAAUCGGUUAAAAGCUCAACAAGACACAUACCACAACUACGAAACGGCUCACGAAAAGGCGGCUUCUUCCUCUUCGGUUCCGGCAACACGGAAAAGGAAAACACCAUCAAGGAAUGUUCAAGUAACCGAGAUGCUGGAGAGGAUCACCGACACGAAUAUCGAAACUCCACCGAACCCGGCUCUUCAAACCGAGGAUGAAAUCGAAGAGAAUCUCGAGCCGCGAUCUACAAGACAGCGAGUUCUCAAUACGGUUCCAAUCAGCACGGUCGGUCAACCGCAAGCUAGAGGUUCAUCUUCAAGAACGGCUCAACCGGAUGAGGAACAACCAACCGAUGACAUGAUGAAAGACUUCCUGCCAUCCGAAUCAAAAUAG